UCUUGUUCCAUUUUGAUAUACUAAAAAACAUUAGCUUUGGUUUGAUAAAAAUUCCAGAAAAAUUAAUGGAUUUUGCUAAUCCAAUAAAUUAAACUUCUUAAUAUUUUUUUUUCUCGAGUGUUUGUGGCCACUACCGACAGCUGCUGAGCUGAGCUUCAAGUUUUGAUAUUUUGCUGGAGAUACCCAAUUGUUGAUUUGGCUCAUGGAGCUAGAAUUUGAAGGUAAAGAUUGUGUUAGAGGUGAUCAAAGUUUAGCUCUUUCUUGUUUUUUGGUUAUUUUUAGGCUCAUUUUAGAGAUACCUAUUUGUUGUUUUUGGCUCAUAGAGCUGGUUCUUGAAGAUAAAGAUUGUGGUUGGGUUGAUAAGAAAGUUGUGUUCUUUUCUUGCUUUUAGUACCUUUUAUGCCCAUUUUAGAAAUACCCUGUAGUUGUUUUGGUUCUUGGAGCUUGAUCAAUUUUGUGCUUGAGUUGAUAGAGUUCAGUUUCUAUCUUGCUUUUAGUAACUUUUAUGUUCAUUUAUAGAGAUAUUUAGUUGUUGUUUUGGUUCUUGGAGCUUGAAUUUGAAGCUAAAGAUUGUGCUUGAGUUGAUCAAAGUUAUGUUCUUUUCUUGCUUUUAGUAACAUUUAUGUUCAAGUUCAAGUUUAAGAGAUAACACAAUUGUUGUUUUGGCUCGUAGAGCUUGAAUUUGAAGCUAAAGAUAUUGCUUGAGUUGAUAAAAAAGUUCAGCUCCUUGCUUGCUUUUAUGUUCAUAUUUAAGAGAUACCCUGUUGUUGUUUUAGUACUUGGAGCUUGAAUUCGCAGCUAAAGAUUGUUAUUGACAGCUUAGUCAAGCUAUUUUGUUGGUGGUUAGACCAACCAUGGUGUAUUGGGUGUUGUCCCAUCAAGAAUUCUCACAUAUAGAAGAUGAAAGUUGCGGAAAUGAGGAUGUUGCGAUGAAUGUGUGGGCGUACUAGGAGAAAUAGGAUUAGAAAUGAGGUAAUUCAGGACAAGAUGGGAGUGGUUUCUGUGGAGGACAACAUGCAGGAAGCAAGACUUAGAUGGUUUGUACAUGUGAAAAUGUACGGAUGCCUCAAUGCGGAAGUGUCAGAAUUUGGCUAUGGGUAGUUUAGGAGAGGUAGAGGUAGGACAAAGUAGCAUUGGAAAGGGAUGAUUAGACAAAACAUGAUGCAGCUUUAGCUCACCGAGGACAUGACCUUAAAUUAGAGGGUUGUCUUGCUAUCACUCUGUACUAGUAGUUGUAGUACUACUACGGUAGUUUCUUGUCCUUAGAUUUCUAUUACUAUUUGUUGUUUCUAGUACUUCUGGUUAUCGUAUUAUUUUGUUGUAGUUACUGAUCAGAAUGUCUUGUUAUGCUUUCAGUUCUGAUUAUUCUUUUUCUGAACUGUUUUCCUUGAGCUGAGGGUCUAUCGGAAACAACCUCUUUACCUCUAAGCUAGGGUUAAGGAAAUGAUGAAGCAUAUUCUUAUUGCUAUGACGAGCUAUUGAUAUUGAGCUGAACUUUAAGAAUGAAGUACAGCUCGAAGUUUCAAUCUGUGUGUCAAAUUGAUAAAAGAAAAUGGAUUUUGGUAGUGGUUUUGGUGGCUGUGACUCAUUUAUUUUGUCAGACCUUGAUGCUUCCGUAUGGAAAUGCUCUUCAUUCUCUGUUAUCUGAGAGCAAUACUCAGCUAUCCGAAAAGGUAAGUCUGUUGAGUAAAGAAUCGUCUGUUGUUGAAUCAACUAAGGUUGGUGAAGGAUUUUCAGGAACGCUUUCAAGCUUUGAUGAUGUACAUAUGUUAGCUCAUCGCUUGAAAACUGUGGAUAACAGUGAUGUGAGUGAAGACGGUGAAAUUGAUGAAAGCGUAAAUGAGAAGGAUGAGGUAAAACCACAUAGCAACCAUUCAGUUGUCAAAACCAUGGAAAAUGACUCUGAUUUUGUUGAAGAUGCAACUAUUGAAAAUGAUAAUCUAUUCGAUGAAAUGGUGGACAUGGACGAGGAAACUACAAUGCAGAAGAACAAUGAAUCUAAAUGGGACCUUUCUAUAGAGCAAGUAGUAAAAACAACUGAUGAACUUUCAGCUGACUCUGAUUUAGAUGCAAAUAGAAAUACUGUGCUUAAUGAUACUAAAGCUGCAAAUGUGACUAACUCAUCGUCUGUGGAAGCUUCAAACCAUCUAGAUAACUUGCCAUUGGUUGCUAUAGGUGAAAUAAACUUCAUUCGUACUACUGGUAACAACUCUUCAACGGGAAAUUUGACUCAACUUCUCCCAAAUAAUGGAAAUCAUUCGUUGGUGCUAAGUACAGUCAAAAAGAAGAUGAGAUGCAUGUUGCCGCCAAAAACAGUAACUACAAUUUCUCAGAUGGAAAGGUUACUAGUUAGGCAUCGUGCUCGUUCACGUGCUAUGAGACCUAGGUGGUCCUCGGAACGUGACAAGGAAAUUCUGGCUGCUAGGUUACAGAUAGAGAAUGCUCCACUUAUAAGAAAUGAUCGAGAAAUUUAUGCUCCCGCCUUUCGAAAUAUGUCCAUGUUCAAAAGGAGCUAUGAACUCAUGGAGCGGAUUCUCAGAGUUUAUGUCUACAAGGAAGGGGAGAAGCCCAUUUUUCAUCAACCAAUAAUGAAAGGAUUGUAUGCAUCCGAGGGAUGGUUCAUGAAACUAAUGGAGGGAAAUAAUAAGUUUGUUGUGAAGGAUCCCCGAAAAGCUCAUUUGUUCUACCUACCCUUUAGUUCGAGAAUGCUGGAGCAUUCUCUAUAUGUUCGUAAUUCUCAUAAUCGAACAAACCUACGCCAAUAUUUGAAGGACUACUCAGAGAAGAUUGCAGCAAAAUACCGUUUCUGGAACAGAACUGGCGGGGCUGAUCAUUUUCUCGUUGCAUGCCAUGACUGGGCUCCGUAUGAAACGAGGCAUCACAUGGAACAUUGUAUCAAGGCCCUGUGCAAUGCUGAUGUAACCUUAGGCUUCAAAAUAGGAAGGGAUGUAUCCCUUGCGGAAACAUAUGUUCGUUCAGCCAGAAAUCCUCUUAGAGAUCUCGGAGGAAAACCAGCAUCUCAAAGAAAAGUUCUUGCAUUCUAUGCUGGGAAUAUGCACGGAUACUUGCGUCCAAUCUUGCUCGAGCAUUGGAAAGACAAAGAUCCCGAUAUGGAGAUAUUUGGUCCAAUGCCAAGUGGUGUUGCUAGCAAAAUGAACUAUAUCCAGCAUAUGAAGAGCAGUAAGUUCUGCAUCUGUCCAAAGGGCUAUGAAGUCAACAGCCCGCGAGUAGUAGAGGCCAUAUUUUACGAAUGUGUGCCCGUGAUCAUAUCAGAUAAUUUCGUGCCUCCCUUUUUCGGAGUCUUGAAUUGGGAUACGUUCUCUUUAAUCCUAGCUGAGAAGGACAUUCCGAACUUGAAAAGCAUACUUCUCUCCAUACCGGAAAAGAAGUAUCUCGAUAUGCAACUAGCUAUCAGGAAGGUUCAGCGCCAUUUCCUUUGGCACGCGAAGCCGGUAAAAUAUGACUUGUUUCAUAUGACACUUCAUUCAAUUUGGUACAAUAGAGUUUUUCAAACAAAAGCUAGAUGAAAGUUGCUCCAGAUGCAAGUCUAUUUGGUACAUUUGUUUCCUACUAUGAUAUUGCUCAGACUCUUUAAAAAUGUCACUAGCUGCGUGUUGGAGGUGUUGGAUCCUCCAAAAGUAAGUGCAUUUCUAGAUGAUUUGAUACAGGUGCAACAAUGUUUUUGAAGAGUUCGAGAAUUUUCCUAGCACGCCUCCGAAAAAUUGUUUGUGACAAAUUUGAAAUGAGCUUUGGAGAGGAACUGUUCCCUUGUAUAUUGUAAAAAAAAUUUGCAUUAAGUUGUACCAUAAUCUGCUUGUUGAAGAAAAAUCAUGAACUUGAACUUUUGUUCUAUUAAAGAUGGGUGAUUUUGUUGAAAAUUA
Molecule: messenger RNA, 3881 nt
Organism: Solanum lycopersicum (tomato)
Lineage: Eukaryota; Viridiplantae; Streptophyta; Magnoliopsida; Solanales; Solanaceae
Source: RefSeq, a predicted model, not a curated record